Molecule: messenger RNA, 1528 nt
Organism: Gadus macrocephalus (Pacific cod)
Lineage: Eukaryota; Metazoa; Chordata; Actinopteri; Gadiformes; Gadidae
Product: protein kinase C and casein kinase substrate in neurons protein 3-like
Exons: 8
Coding region: 1-1071 (356 amino acids)
Biological process (GO): plasma membrane tubulation; cytoskeleton organization; regulation of endocytosis
Cellular component (GO): endosome; plasma membrane; cytoplasm
Molecular function (GO): protein binding; phospholipid binding
Source: RefSeq, a predicted model, not a curated record
AUGCCACCGGCACAGGGACCAGGGCGGUAUGGCCACUGGUACGGCCACUGGUACAGCCACUGGUACGGCCACUGGUACGGCCACUGGUACGGCCACUGGUAUGGCCGCUGGUACGGCCACUGGUACGGCCACUGGUACGGCCACUGGUACGACCCCUGGUACGGCCACUGGUACGACCCCUGGUACGGCCACUGGUACGGCCACUGGUACGACCCCUGGUACGGCCACUGGUACGGCCACUGGUACGACCCCUGGUACGGCCACUGGUACGGCCACUGGUAUGGCCACUGGUACGACCCCUGGUACGGCCACUGGUACGGCCACUGGUACGCAGGUGUCAGUAAUGGUCUGCCCCAGGUGGAGAAGGCCAGGGCGGCGUUCCACAAGGCGUGUCAGAAGGAGAGCUCAGCGCUGGAGAAGGAGAAGCAGGCCAGCGAGGGCUCAGUGACCACUGAGGAGAAACGCCAGAAGGUAACGGCGGCCCGAGAGAAGGCCAGCGAGGAGAAGGAGAAGGCGCGCGAGCGCUACGAGAAACUUCUGGAAGAUGUCACUUCCUACACGCCCCGCUACAUGGAAGAGAUGGAGGCCAUUUUCGACCAAUCACAGGAGGAGGAGGGGAAGAGGAUCGCCUUCCUCAAAGAAUCCUUUCUCUCCAUCCACAAGCAUCUGGACAUCACCAACAACGAGAAUGUGAAGGCGGUGUACAGUGAGCUGCACCACACCCUCAUGUCCAUCAAUGAGCAGGACGACCUCCGGUGGUGGAGGAACAACCAGGGACCGGGCAUGCCCACCGACUGGCCCCGCCUCCAGGAAUGGAUCCCGCCCGUCAAGAAACUCAAGAGACGGAAACAGGACCGCAAGAUCAAGGACAACCGGCCCGUGAUGAUCGGGGGGGUGAAGGUGCGCGCGCUGUACGACUACGUGGGCGAGGAGGGCGACGAGCUGUCCUUCAAAGCAGGGGAGAGCUUCCUGAAGGUGGAGGAGGAGGACGAGCAGGGCUGGUGUCGCGGCGUCCUGACGGGAGGCAGGGAGGGCUUCUACCCGGCCAAUUACGUGGAGAUCGCAGACUGAUGUCACUCAGGACGGGCCUGGUGAUUGGUUGAUCCCCUCAGGCCCUUUGUGUUUACAGUCACACCUGACGUCAUUACCGUAAUAAUUUGGAUGGAUUGUAUUCUGCCAUUUGGUUUUGCUGUACAAACUAAUUGAUGAAUGAAUAAGCUGCACACUUUGGUGGGGCAGUUGGUGUGUGUGUGUGUGUGUGUGUGUGUGUGUGUGUGUGUGUGUGUGUGUGUGUGUGUGUGUGUGUGUGUGUGUGUGUGUGUGUGUACACAUUAGUGUAUAAGGUGUGUUAAAAUGUAUGUUUGUGCAUUAUGUCAGAUUUACACUGUCUCAUCAAAAUCAUUACUUUUAUAACAGAAAUUAGACAUAAUAACAGACAUUACCAAAGUGCAAGAUUAUAAGAAAUUAUGCAAUGUAAUUUAUGACUUCAAUCGAUUUUCAAAAUAAAAGUAUAUCCAUACAAUAAUCA